This is a messenger RNA of Osmerus eperlanus (European smelt), 1365 nucleotides long. It is a transcript of the gene trappc5, whose product is annotated as trafficking protein particle complex subunit 5. Gene Ontology annotation, cellular component: TRAPPI protein complex; TRAPPII protein complex; TRAPPIII protein complex. Gene Ontology annotation, biological process: endoplasmic reticulum to Golgi vesicle-mediated transport. Lineage: Eukaryota; Metazoa; Chordata; Actinopteri; Osmeriformes; Osmeridae. The transcript has 4 exons. Bases 100 to 666 code for a protein of 188 amino acids. The record is from RefSeq and is a predicted model, not a curated record.
UUUUUAGUUUGAUGCAGUUCAUGAUGAAACAUUCGAUCUUAGCACAAAUCCCGAACAACAACAUCAGUUUGGUAAAGUUGGCUACAUUUAGCCCUUAACAUGGAGACUCGCUUCACCAGAGGGAAGUCGGCUAUUUUGGAGCGAUCACUCACGCGUCCUAAAACGGAGGUCAGCGUGAGUGCAUUUGCUUUGCUCUUCUCCGAGAUGGUACAGUACUGUCAGAGUCGAGUGUACUCCGUGUCCGAGCUUCAGGCUCGCCUGGCGGACAUGGGUCAGGGCGUCGGUGCCAGCCUUCUGGAUGUGCUUGUGCUGAGAGAGAAGAAUGGUAAAAGAGAGACAAAAGUACUGAACAUCCUGCUUUUCAUUAAGGUGUCUGUGUGGAGGUCCCUGUUCGGGAAGGAGGCAGACAAGCUGGAGCAGGCCAACGAUGAUGACAAGACCUACUACAUCAUUGAGAAAGAGCCCCUCAUCAAUGCCUUCAUCUCGGUACCCAAGGAGAACAGCACCCUCAACUGUGCAGCCUUCACUGGGGGCAUCGUGGAAGCCAUCCUCACCCACAGUGGCUUCCCUGCCAAGGUGACCGUACACUGGCACAAGGGCACCACUCUCAUGAUCAAGUUUGACGAGGCUGUCAUCGCCAGAGACAAAGCUCUGGAGGGCAGAUAAAGGGAGGGUGGGUGAGGAGGAACAGAGGAGGAACAGAGGAGGAACAGAGGAGGAACAGAGGAGGAACAGAGGAUGGUGUGAAUUGACUCGUACUAGGUCUGUGUUUGUUGGCCGUUUUCAUUUCCUUUUUUGUAGAGGGUCACGGAUUGUGACGAGUCGUGAAGGGUGUUUGAUUAUUGUACAGUUCAAGCUGACUAUCUGUCUUGUUGAAAUAAAAAUGAGUUCCAUUUUCAUUUCAGUAACCAGUAUUUAGUCUGCUUUGAUGAACGACAACAACAUGGGGACACAGAAAGGAACCAUCUGUGUGUUAUGAUCAGUUAAGAUAUGUACAGUAGAAGAAGACUACUCAUUCAAAAGAAAGUAGAAUAGAUACUGUAAUGGCAGUUUGGGUGAGGUUGGGUAAAGCAAAUGACGUUUGUUUAAUCUGAUGAAUGUUUAGCAACAUACAUAAAAGUAUGUUUUAGUCUAUUUGGAAUCAUCUGGUUAACUGGCAGCCCUUUAAACCAAGUAUAAUGCAUUUGCAUUGAAAUCUUGUGGGUGUACCAUGUCAGUGUCAGUUCAAACCUGUAAGCGUUGUUGAAAAAUGUAAAUACAAUAAGAUAUACAGCCAUCUGUUAUUGUUUUUUGACUUGCAUGUUUGGUGUAUAGUUUAUAGCUUGUAUAUUGCUUGUCGAGCUGAAAAUAAAAUGCUCAAACGAA